Messenger RNA from Fukomys damarensis (Damara mole-rat), 1776 nucleotides. It is a transcript of the gene Phgdh, whose product is annotated as phosphoglycerate dehydrogenase. The record is from RefSeq and is a predicted model, not a curated record. Lineage: Eukaryota; Metazoa; Chordata; Mammalia; Rodentia; Bathyergidae. Gene Ontology annotation, biological process: L-serine biosynthetic process. The transcript has 12 exons. The coding region runs from base 1 to 1602 and encodes 533 amino acids. Gene Ontology annotation, molecular function: phosphoglycerate dehydrogenase activity; NAD binding.
AUGGCCUUCGCAAAUCUGCGCAAAGUGCUCAUCAGUGACAGCCUGGACCCCUGCUGCCGGAAGAUCCUGCAAGAUGGAGGGCUGCAGGUGGUGGAAAAGCAGAAUUUGAGCAAAGAGGAGCUGAUAGCCGAGCUACAGGACUGCGAGGGCCUUAUUGUCCGCUCGGCCACCAAGGUCACCGCUGAUGUCAUCAAUGCAGCAGAGAAGCUCCUGGUGGUGGGCAGGGCCGGCACCGGUGUGGAUAAUGUGGAUCUUGAGGCUGCCACAAGGAAAGGCAUCCUGGUCAUGAACACCCCCAAUGGAAACAGCCUCAGUGCCGCGGAGCUCACCUGUGGGAUGAUCAUGUGCCUGGCCAGGCAGAUUCCUCAGGCGACCGCUUCCAUGAAGGCUGGCAAAUGGGAUCGAAAGAAGUUCAUGGGAACAGAGCUGAAUGGAAAAACCCUGGGGAUUCUCGGCCUGGGUAGGAUUGGAAGAGAGGUGGCCAUCCGGAUGCAGUCCUUCGGGAUGAAGACCAUAGGGUACGACCCUGUCAUUUCUCCAGAAGUCUCAGCUUCCUUUGGGGUCCAGCAGCUGCCUCUGGAGGAGAUCUGGCCUCUCUGUGAUUUCAUCACUGUACACACUCCUCUGCUGCCUUCCACAACAGGUUUACUGAAUGACAGCACCUUUGCCCAGUGCAAGAAGGGCGUGCGUGUGGUGAACUGUGCCCGAGGAGGGAUUGUGGAUGAAGGGGCCCUGCUGCGGGCCCUGCAGUCGGGUCAGUGUGCUGGAGCCGCGCUGGAUGUGUUCACAGAAGAGCCGCCCCGAGAUCGAGCCUUGGUGGACCAUGAGAAUGUCAUCAGCUGUCCCCACCUGGGUGCCAGCACCAAGGAAGCCCAGAGCCGCUGUGGAGAGGAAAUAGCCAUCCAGUUCGUGGACAUGGUGAAGGGGAAAUCCUUAUCAGGGAUUGUGAAUGCCCAGGCCCUUACUAGUGCCUUCUCUCCACACACCAAGCCUUGGAUUGGUCUGGCAGAAGCUCUGGGGACACUGAUGCAGGCCUGGGCUGGCUCCCCCAAAGGAACCGUCCAGGUGCUAACACAGGGAACAUCUUUGAAGAACGCUGGGAACUGCCUAAGCCCCGCCGUCAUUGUCGGCCUCCUGAAGGAAGCUUCCAAGCAGACAGAUGUGAACUUGGUGAACGCCAAGCUGCUGGUGAAAGAGGCUGGCCUCAAUGUCACCACCUCCCACAGCCCUGCCGCCCCUGGGGAGCGGGACCAUGAGGAAUGCCUGCUGACUGUGGCCCUGGCAGGUGCCCCCUACCAGGCUGUGGGCUCAGUCCAGGGCACCAUGCCUAUGCUGCAGGCGCUCAGCGGAGCAGUCUUCAGGCCAGAAGUGCCUCUCCAGCGGGGCCUGCCCCUGCUCAUCUUCCGAGCUCAGCACUCCAGCCCCGCAGUGCUGCCUACCACGAUUGGUCUCCUGGCAGAGGCAGGCGUGCAGCUCCUGUCCUACCAGACUUCAAUGGUGUCCAAUGGGGAGACUUGGCACGUCAUGGGCAUCUCCUCCCUCCUGCCCAGUCUGGAAAUGUGGAAGAAGCAGGUGUCUGAGGCCUUCCAGUUCUACUUCUAACCUUGGGGCUCACUGUCUGCGCCUUGGGGCUUCUGUGAAGAAAUCUAACCACCCUGAGCAAUAGCGAGAGGCGAUCAACAUUCCUGGGGCUGACUAGGGCCUUUGACGCUGCUCUGCUGCAAUCCUCUGACCCUGCAGUACAGCAGGAACCAUCCAAUAAAGACAGUGCUCCCA